AUGGACAACCCUGGAGCCAUUGUGGGUCUCAUAAUUGGAUUUACCUUCGUCGUUCUUGCUGUUGUAACGACCACUUACGUAGUUGUUCGUAGAAGGCGCCGAUUGGCUGAUAGAAUGUGGGGUUCAUCUGGAGAGGACAUAAAUAGAACUCUGAAUUUUGGGAAAAGACAACUGCUAGAUGAACCUCAUUCCUUCAGUUCAUGCUACAAUAGUGAAUCUCCUAACAACAAUUUUCGUCAUCUACCAAGUCCAAAUAAAUCAGUUGACAGAGUUGAAUUUGUUUCGCAAACUCCUAACCAUGCUAUCAAAGGACUUGGAAAAUUGCAGUUUUCCGUCACUUACGACAGCGCUCUCGAAGAACUGCGAGUCUCAAUUCUCCGAUGUGUGAAUUUGCCAAAUCUGGAUCCUACUCUAAAUACAAUGGACUCCUAUGUGAAAUUAGAACUUCUUCCUGAGAAAAGGCAUCGAGUCAAAACACGAGUAGUGAGAGGAUCGAGCAAUCCAUUCUUUGGAGAAGCUUUCACGAUGAGCAAGGUCCCUCUUAGUCUACUAAAGACUGGCUCACUGCAUUUCAAAAUUUUGACAUUUGAUCGACAUUCUAGGGACUCAAUAAUUGGUGAAGUCGUCUGUCCUCUUAGUGACCUUGACCUUAAUCUCUCAAAGGAGGUAACAACCACUAGAGAAAUCCUCAAACGAAAAUUCAGCGCAUCUGAUAAGAAUCGUGGACUGCUUCUAAUCAGUCUCUGCUAUUUACCAGCGGCUUCUCGACUAACUGCAGUUGUUCUUAAAGCCGAGGGACUGCCGACAGUUGAUCUUGCCGAAUCGCCAGGAAACCCUUAUGUGAAGCUUUAUUUUCUGGAAAAUAACAGAAGAAUUGCCAAAAAGAAGACCCACGUUAAGAAGCGGACCUCAAAUCCGGUCUUCAACGAAGCCUUCGCGCUCGACAUUCCUCCCAACGCAAAGCUGGAAGAUAUAAAGCUGGAUUUCCGAGUGGUAAAUUGGGAGAGGGAUUCCCCGAGCAAGGUGAUUGGUCAUGUCAUUCUGGGAUACUCUGGCAAUGAUCGGGCACGACAACAUUGGAAAACAGCGAUUGAAAACCCCAGAAAGCAAGUUGCUGAAUGGCACAAUCUGUUGGCUUAG
Rodentolepis nana is the source of this 1140-nucleotide messenger RNA. The record is from the annotation of a GenBank genome assembly. Lineage: Eukaryota; Metazoa; Platyhelminthes; Cestoda; Cyclophyllidea; Hymenolepididae.